AGAUGUCACUAGCACGUGCGGUUGUUUGUUUAUAUAUAUUUACACAUGAAGCAUUUUGUCCGACUCAGUGAACCAAAACUGAGAUUAUAUUAUAUUACAUUAUUUAAUCCAUUUUUAGAAAAGUUUUACAAUGCCAAAGCAUAUUCUGAAAGAAUUGGCACAAUGCAAACACCCACAGAGUCGGAAAACAUUAGCUUUGGCCCGAAAGAUAAAAAAAAUCAAUAACCGAGAGAAGAAAAAAAUAGGACAUGCCAUGAAAGCGAACAUCGUCGGAAAAAAACUGGGAUGGUUUGCUGAGCGGUUGGAAGGCAAAACUGAAGUACUUCAUCCGGAGGAGUUUGCAGUAUUGAUAGAUCAGUACCUUUCACGUUUCGAUGAUGAACUGGAGCAGAUAAAGUUGGUCCAAUCUAUCAACAAACAGCGCAAUAACCAGCAUGCAUCGCGCGAGGCGACCAUCAAAAUGACACUGAAAAAAGAAAUUGACGAUUUCAACGGUGGUGGUUUGGAAUUGCCAAAUCUGUGUGACGAGCAGGAGUUUCGUCUUUUCCAACAAUGGGAUGGAAAUUCACAAUCUAUACAGCAUUUACCACUACAUUUUAUUUCUCGCAAACGUUUAGAAGCACAUGUUAAAAGCAACUAA
This is a messenger RNA of Topomyia yanbarensis, 640 nucleotides long. RefSeq names its product translation machinery-associated protein 16 homolog. Lineage: Eukaryota; Metazoa; Arthropoda; Insecta; Diptera; Culicidae. Bases 131 to 640 code for a protein of 169 amino acids. The transcript is spliced from 4 exons. Gene Ontology annotation, cellular component: nucleus. The record is from RefSeq and is a predicted model, not a curated record.